Cercospora beticola is the source of this 859-nucleotide messenger RNA. Lineage: Eukaryota; Fungi; Ascomycota; Dothideomycetes; Mycosphaerellales; Mycosphaerellaceae. The record is from RefSeq and is a predicted model, not a curated record.
GCGAGAGAAAUCGAAGCAUCCUCCUCCUGCGAUCUGCGAAACUCUCCUCAUCACAGUCUCUCGACACCGCAUCCAAUAUCAACACCUUCCGCGAGAUCAUUCAUCGGCGAGCAGGAGCAAAGCUCAGCUACCCGCAAUCAUUCUUCGAAAAUGGACAUGGCUCCAGAUCAUUUUGCGUACACAGAUCCACAAAUUGAGUCCUCUACGGAAGCAACAGCGCGCCUGCGAUGCCAGCAACCGCCCCUCGGCGCCGAUCUCUCACGAGACUACUUCCCGACCUCGAACUACACCACUUCCAGCAAGCGUGCAGACUCGAAACUGAGCGAAGACAUCAGUUCUUCCACACAUGGAUCUGAAGGAGUGUCAUCCGAACCCACCAACUGGCAUAUUGAUCUCGACAACUCCUCCCUUCAUAGCGAUCAGUCUUUCGACCUGGGCUACAAGAGUCGACCCGCUCCGCCAUGUCUAUACAAACAGCACACGAGGGUCUGGAAUUCGCAGUAUACCAGGCCACUGAAGGACAUGUUGACCGAAAUCCUGGAAGUGCGCUAUCCGCAGCGUGAAGCAGGCAUCGCUACGGAGAGGACGGCGUUGCUCGGGGUCGGAGAUAGGAGUACCAGUCAGAAGGAGAGGUGCUCGUUGAUGUCGUGGUUUCCAUACUUUGCUACUAUGAUCAGGGGCUGAUUCGGGUCAAGACAAGAUCAGGCCUCAGAAUUGAUAUCAAAGUCGGAUGGGAUAGUCCUCGAGUGUCAUUCAGCUCGAAUCACAUCAUCAAUGGUUGGUAGCACCUCGAUCCGUGUUGUAUUUCGUCCCAAAGUUUGAAGUGCUUCCCUCUCGUCAAUGUAGCUCACUAGACAUC